This is a messenger RNA of Amborella trichopoda, 1162 nucleotides long. RefSeq names its product golgi snare 11 (gene GOS11). Gene Ontology annotation, cellular component: Golgi membrane; Golgi apparatus; SNARE complex. NCBI's taxonomy places the organism in Eukaryota, Viridiplantae, Streptophyta, Magnoliopsida, Amborellales, Amborellaceae. Gene Ontology annotation, biological process: vesicle fusion; inter-Golgi cisterna vesicle-mediated transport; endoplasmic reticulum to Golgi vesicle-mediated transport. The record is from RefSeq and is a predicted model, not a curated record. Gene Ontology annotation, molecular function: SNAP receptor activity.
UUCUCGACGAUGGGCACCUUAUAAUAAAAACUGCGCCCAGGGUUUUCGUAGGUUGCUGGACCGAUAUUUGUGUAAGAAAAAAAAUGACUCGCAGGGCAUUUACUCUUUUUCUAUUUCACCUGAAGCCUAAAUCCAUGAUAGAUAAUUGAUGCCCUACUACUUUUUCCCAAUUCCUUCUUUCCUUAAUUCCUAAGGCACUCAAACCCAUUUCACCUAAAUUCCACAGAUAUCGACCUCCUAAUUCUUCUUUUUGUUGUUUAUCAUCCUUUGAACAUGAAGAAUUUCGAGAGCUAGAAAGCUUGGUUGUAUUUUCAUGGAUUUACCUAGUUCAUGGGAUGUUCUUCGGAAACAGGCAAGAAAGCUCGAAGCACAAUUGGAUGAGCAAAUAAAUUUGUAUCGCAAAUUGGUAGCUGCAAAAGGUGAUGUGAAUGAGAAGGAUCUUGAAUCUGGAAUCGACCAUCUGUUAAAACAGCUUCAGCAUGUGAAUUCACAGAUGCAAAUCUGGGUAUCUUCUGGAAGUUCAGAAGUUUUUUCUCAUACUCUGACUCGGCAUCAAGAGAUUCUCCACGAUUUUACUCAGGAAUUUUACCGACUUCGGUCGAGCCUCAGAGCUGCACAGGAGCAUGCAUCACUACUAAAAAAUUAUGGUGUCUCUGAUCAGUCAAAGGGAGAUCUAGAAGAUGGUAGUUCUGCUGAGCAAGCCCUUCUUAGAGAGCAAGCAGCAUUGAGCAGAGGUACAGGACAGAUUGACAAUGUGAUCUCCCAAGCCCAAGCUACUUUUGGUGAGCUCGUUCUUCAGCGCUCAACAUUCAGUGGUAUCAGCUAUAAAAUAAGCAACGUCAGCAGCCGACUCCCUUCUGUAAACCACAUCCUCUCAGCCAUAAAACGACGAAAGUCAAUGGACACUAUCAUUCUUUCCCUUGUGGCAUCAACAUGCACGUUUCUUAUACUUCUCUACUGGCUGUCAAAAUGAGUUGCUUCACCAGGAAAGAAACACACUUGUCCUCAAAAAAGCCUGUAAUUAUAGAUUCUCUUAUUUGUGAUAGAGUUUGGUUUUAACUUGGGUAUCAAUUUCCAUUGUGAUUUAGUGCAUAUUUUUGUCCAUUGUUUACUGUUUCAUGCUCUCUAAUGAUUGAAAAUUUGUCACAGUAUCACAGUACUC